Iphiclides podalirius (scarce swallowtail) is the source of this 2508-nucleotide messenger RNA. The record is from the annotation of a GenBank genome assembly. NCBI's taxonomy places the organism in Eukaryota, Metazoa, Arthropoda, Insecta, Lepidoptera, Papilionidae.
AUGGCUGACUUAUUAGCUGUGCCGUUAAAGAAGUCUUCUGACGUAGAUAUUGUAAAACCCUUGAAGAAUUUAAUUCAAUCGACUUAUAACACUGGAGAGAACAAUGUUGAUUAUAGUGAUGCCAUAGAAGAGUUGGGCCGCCUAAGAGCUAACGCUAUUUGGAAGGUUUUCGAAAAGUCUUCACUAGAAAUUAUUUACAGUUAUUAUGACCAGCUUACAUCAUUGGAAACUAAAAUCCCACCACAAGAGGUACAAAUUCCAUUUAAAUGGAAGGAUGCAUUUGAUAAGGGUUCUAUAUUUGGAGGUCGUAUGAGCCUUACCGUUGCCUCAUUGGCAUAUGAGCGUAUGUGUAUUAUGUUCAAUAUGGCUGCUAUGCAAAGUACUGUAGCUGCUCAGCAAUCACUUGACACAGAGGAUUCUCUUAAACUUGCAGCAAAAUUGUUACAGCAAGCAGCUGGAAUCUUUGCAUACCUGAAGGCAAAUAUUUUAAUGGCGGUACAUCAAGACCCUACACCAGACCUCAAUCCAGAGACUCUGCAGGCAUUGUCGCAACUCAUGUUAGCUCAGGCACAGGAGGUCAUUGCUUAUAAAUGCAUACGAGAUGAGAUGAAGGAGAGCAUGGUGGCGAAGGUGUGCGCGCAGUGCGAGGAGCUGUACACGGACGCGCUCCGCUGCAUGCAGAAGGAGCAGCUCAAGCCGCUCUGGGACCGCGACUGGAUACCAGCCGUUCAAGCUAAGCAGUCCGCGUUCCGCGGUCUCACACAAUACUACCAGAGCCUCGUGUGCCGCGCCAAUAAGGCUGUCGGAGAGGAGAUUGCGCGUUUGCAGGUGGCGACGGAGCUGCUGAAGGCGGCGUCCGGCAGCGGCGGCGUGGUGCAGGAGGCGGGCGCGAAGGCGGCGCGCCAGCUGGCGGCCGCCAGGCGCGACAACGACUUCAUCUACCACGAGCGCAUCCCCGACGCGGCCGCGCUGGAGCCGGUGCCGCGCGCGCCCAUCGCCAAGGCGCUGCCGCCGCAGGAGCGCUGGGCGCAGCCCUUCCGAGACCUGUUCGGGCAGCUGGUGCCGAUGGCGGUGCACCAGGCGCUGCAGUCGAGCGCGGCGAGGCGCGCCGACCUGGUGGCCGUCGAGGUCAACAAGCUGCGCGACGCCACGCAGCUGCUGAACAGCGUGCUGGCCUCGCUGAACCUGCCGGCCUGCCUGGAGAGCGCGGGCGGCGGCGCGCUGCCCGGCUCCAUCCGCGACAAGGCGGCCGCGGUGCGCGCCGCCGGCGGGCUCGACGCGCUCGCCGCGCUCAUGGCCGACCUGCCCGAGCUGCUGCAGCGCAACAAGGACAUCCUCGACGAGGCGGAGCGCAUGCUGCGCGAGGAGCGCGAGGCGGACGAGAGCCUCCGCGCACAGUUCGGCGCCCGCUGGAGCCGCAGCGAGUCGGCCUCCCUCACCGAAUCCUUCCGCGCCAACGCCGCCAAGUACGCGCAGAUCAUCGACAACGCGGUGCGCGCCGACGCCAUCGUCCAGCAGAAGUUCCAACAGCACAAGGAGAACAUCGCGUUGCUGAGCAGCAGCGAGGGCGAGCUGCAGGCGGGCGUGCCGGAGGCGCCCGAGGGGGGCGGCGCGGGGGGCUCGGACGCCGCGCCGCUGCGCCAACUGCGCCAGCUCAUGGACGAGGUGGAGGCCAUGAAGGCGGAGCGGGACACCAUCGAGACGGAGCUGAAGGACGUGACGGUGGACCUGAAGGAGCGGUUCCUGGCGGCGCUGGCGGCCGACGGCGCCGUCGACGAGCCGGCGCAGUCCGCGGCCGCGCUGGGCGCCGCGCUGGCGCCGCUGCAGCGCCGCGUGGCCGACACGCUGCGCCGACAGGAGACCCUCGUCGCCGACAUACAGCAAGCCCACUGCGCGCUGAUGGGGGCGCGCGGCGGCGCCAGCGGCCGCGACGCCGCGCUCGGUCGCCUCUGCGCCGCCUACGACGCCUACCAGGACCUCACGGGCAACCUCAAGGAGGGCGUUAAGUUCUACAACGACCUCACUCAGCUGCUGGUGGCGUUCCAGAACAAGGUGUCGGACUUCUGUUUCGCGCGCAAGACGGAGAAGGACGAGCUGCUGAAGGACCUGACGCAGGAGGCGUCGCGCUCCUCGCCGCGGCCCGCGCCCGCGCCCCCCGCCCACCACUCCGCCCCCGCCGCCGAGCCCGCCGCGGUGAAGAAGGAGGCGCCCCCGCGCCCCCCUCCGCCGUCUGGCGCCCCCUCGGCCGCCGCCCCCGCCGCCCCCGCCGCCCUGCCCUACCCAUCGCAACCGCAAGGCAUGCCGCUGCCGUACGGCGCGGGCGCGCCCUACCCCGUGUACGCGGCGCCGUUGCCAGCGCUCUACAACCCGUACGCGACGUUGCCGUACCCGCACCACGCGCGCAUGCCGCCGCCGCAGCAGUACCAGCCCUACCAGUACGCGCCCCCCGGCCCGCACUACCCCGCGCACCAGCCGCCCGCGCCCGGCUACAACCCCUUCCCGCAGCAG